This is a messenger RNA of Branchiostoma belcheri (Belcher's lancelet), 2194 nucleotides long. Its product is annotated as alpha-2,8-sialyltransferase 8B-like. The record is from RefSeq and is a predicted model, not a curated record. Bases 251 to 1348 code for a protein of 365 amino acids. The transcript has 4 exons. Lineage: Eukaryota; Metazoa; Chordata; Leptocardii; Amphioxiformes; Branchiostomatidae. Gene Ontology annotation, molecular function: alpha-N-acetylneuraminate alpha-2,8-sialyltransferase activity. Gene Ontology annotation, biological process: N-glycan processing; oligosaccharide metabolic process.
ACACGUGCACAUAAAUCACAGUCGUUAAUGGUUCUAAAUAGGUCCCUGUGGAAGGUGUACAUCAGAUGUAGGAGCCCAUGUACCAAUGUGCGCGGCAUAACGACAGUUUGAAAGACGUCGACGUGCGACGUGUGGUACAAGGUCACUUCACACAGAGAGGCACUCCGGACACAGAAACGUCACUGCUGAGCCUGCGGCUUCAGCUACACACACAACCAGUUUGUUUCAACCCGGGCAUGAGUGUUUAAUCAUGGAUCCGCUGACACCAUUGACCUCCAAGAGGGCCGUCAUUUUCACACCAUUCUUCUACGCAAAAAUAUUCUUCGGCAUUGGCUUCGUGACUAUAGCGAUGUUUUGGGUGUACGAACAAGCUGCCGACCUGACCCUGACGGUCCUAACUAACGCCCGUUCACUGAACGUGAGCCGGCUGGGCACUGCUUACACCCGCCGGCCGGUGGAGACUUUUUCCGAUCAGCCCAUGGUGAGGAUGAAAGACCACUUCAACAUGACAAACAUUUGGAAAGUGCGGGAUAUUACCAGGAAAUAUUUUGAUCCAAAGAAACAUAUCAUCUAUUUUUCGGACUACAAUAUCUUCGAGGAAAAGUGUGACCCAGAGACGUUCACGCUUCGCGACUCGCCUCAAAGCCCCUGUAACGUCGUACAGACGCCCAUCAAGCACUACCGGACAUGCGCAGUGGUGGGGAACAGCGGUAUCCUCCUCCAUAGCAGCUGUGGUGCUGAGAUAGACGCUCACGAGUUUGUCAUCCGUUUUAACCUGGCGCCUUUACGUCCCUUUCUGAGGGAUGUCGGCAGCAGGACUAACCUGACGAUUGUAAACGGCAAGCAACUGACUGAGAUCAGCCAAUUACUUCGUCAAGUCCUCGGUGGGACAUCGGCGAUAGCCGGGCCUCAUCUUCGCGUGUUUGAUCCACCUGGGAUGAUCUUUAGCUACGCCAUGGCCUUUAAGGAAAAAAGAUGGCUGCAGAUGCAGGUAGUCGAGACUGCAAUCAAACUGUACAACAAACCAACCAUCACUGCUUUUCCAGCCACGUCUUUCCAGGACAGCAAACGGGUGUACAAAGAACUAGCCGGAAUAGAGUGGGACUUCCCAUCGACUGGCCUGAACAGCUUCGCCCUGGCCUCCACCUUCUGUGACAGGAUCUCCAUGUACGGUUUCUACCCCAUGCCGAUGUACCAGGGUGAGCGCUUUUUCUACCACUACUACGACCAGCACACGCCCAGCGAAAGUCACGAUUUUGACGGAGAGUAUGCCUUGUUACGACAGUUGGAUGCCGACGGAGUUAUCAGACAUGUUGUCGGAAAAUGCAAGCCAGACGCUCCAACAUGAAUGUACCCCGGCCACUCCCCUUUACGUCCUAAAAACAACACGAACCUCUAGCUUUGAAGGUAUAGAGUUUAUCUUACAAAUUCUGCAGAAUCCUACCACUACACAUAAUCUAUGUUUUACUUAACAGGAUUUUACAACUGUAAUCUUUUGGAUUAAAAAAUAUGCAUUGGCCAUUCCUCCAUUGGAGGUACCAUUUUCGUUGUUGGAAAGCUUUAUUGCUACGAGUAUCUGAUAAUAUUGAACAGCCUUAUUGUGCAAUGCUUUCAAUGCUUCUCUAUAGCUUUCUAGACAACUGUGAUGUAAUGUGUGAUUUGCGAUUCCAGAAAUCGCUGACUAGUGCCUCACGGAGUACUGCGUUGGUUUGAUGAAAUUAAAGACAUGAUGAGCUUUCAUUUUCAAACCAGGAAAAAUUCAUCCAGUGUGUUGUGUGAAACAUCAUGGGGCCAAUAAAGUAUCCUGUGCCUUGUGCGUGUCCGGUACCUACCUGUACUCGUGUGUGAUUUUUUUGUGGUGGGGGAGGGCAGCUAUUAUGAUGUCCAUGUAUAUUUGAUACAGUGCUAAUAUCUCCACGGGAUACGGACAUGUUUAUCAUAUAGGACACAUUAUUAUAGCUUAUGAUUAACAAUGGGGCUAAAAUGAUUUAUAAAGGCUUCCUUUCCAAGCGUUUUCAAACUAUCACAAUAUAUAAUAAUGCAUGUUUUUCAGCGAUAAGCUAGGGUGUUUCCUUGUAGCCUGGAGUCCAGCCUCGUCCCCCAAGAUUCGCUAUCCCACCAACGUUGGGACACUAUGAAGAACCAUCGCCUCAUUGCUACAUAUAACAAGGCUGGAUUCCAGGCUAUAGCUACC